CCGUCUCGCGCUGCACCAUUCGUCUCAGUAUUUCAUCCUAAAAAUCGCUGUUUCUCUGGCAGUGUUUGAGCGGAACCUCUUGUUGCCGGUCGCCUAAGAUUAUUCAUACGGAUUAGACUGCGCAUAUUAUUAGUAUGAAACACCAGCCGUCUUCUGUUUCUUUUGGCGGAGCCUAGACUGGGGGUUGGGAGGGGAUAACCAGAUCUUUUGACCCCAGCUGCAUCAUUCCCUGGAUAACGGGCACAGAGCCACCCGACAGCCUCAGUUGUUGUUUUCUUUUUUGCUGGCAUCUGCUGCAUGUUGUUUACAUUUGCAUCCAAAGCAACAAGCCGACCGUAUUAGGAGAUGAUGCACCACUUUCAUACCUGAAGAAGAAAUUAAUUCCUUUGGAUCAGAAUAUUUGAUAUAUUUUAUUUAAUUCAUUGAGAGUAGAACAAGAAUCAAGGACUUGGUGACGUGAUGGAGAGUGUGGAGAAGGAGUGCGGAGCUUUGGGUGGAUUAUUCCAGGCUAUCGUCAAUGAUAUGAAGGUACCAGCGCUGUUUAAUUGAUGCAAAGUAUCCAAUAUGUAGCAAAACGGAUGGCUGUGUUUUACUGCCUUUGUUUUCAUUAGAGCUCCAGCUGCCUGCACCACUGAUGCUGUGAUUAAUGGUAUGGGGGUCUCAGUAUGGAGGGCUUUGUUGUGAAAUGAAAACUGGACCCCUUUUGUAGAUGUAAGGUCAUACAAUAUGUUAAAGCAUGUCUUUCAUUCCUUUUCCGUUUGUAAUAUUUGAGAUAAUUUAAAAGAAUGUGCUUAGUAUAAGAGGUAAAAUCAUUUUCAAAUAAUAUAAGCCAAGAUAUAGGCUUAGAAGCACCUUAUAUUUUAAAAAAUAUAUACAGAUAUAGCUUUAAUAGAUAUGUAAAAUUAUGUUUUGAAAGUCAUCUGUUUUUUCAUAAGUGCCGGUGUCUGAUUUAGUAUGUUUAGGGUAAUAUUGAGAUAUAGUUCUAGUUUUAAAUGGAGCAUAUAAUCAUAUUUUAACCUAAUGAAUUAUACCUGAUAUAGCACUUAACAUUUACCCAUUAACAUUUUGUGGGAUGGCAUCUUACGUUUUGAUGCCUCUGGCACAUGCCGUUGGAAGUUGUGCCACAUCCGGUUGUGAGAUGGUAUGUGCCACUGGAAGUUGUGGCACAUGUCAGUGAUUUUGUGGCACUGACACAUGCUGCUGCAUUUUGAUACCGUCGAUAAUCCGUUUUGGAACGCGUUCAUUUAAGAGACACUUGAGAAGUCAGCAGCACAUACACAAAACUUUACUGUGCUGUAAGAAGAAUUAAGGAAAUGAAAAGUGGCUUGUUUGAAGUUGCUACUGUCAGUGUUGUUUUAACUAAUCGGAUUAGCUAUUAGCCAUUGAAAGAAGUAUUGCUGGAUUAUAGUGAACCCAUGUGAUUGAUGCAUCCAGAAUGUAUUUAAAAUCAGUCUUAAAGGUGCACUCAGUAACCUUUUUCUUUAUGUCAUCUUGGACUUACACUGACACCUAGUGGCUUGGAUGCAGCAUCUUUUAAAAUCAAUAGUUUUCAGUUUCAGACGCUAUUGUAGAAAUUUAGUAUUCACAGACGGCCAUGAUUACUUUAAUAAAUGAGUGAAAGUGUCAAAUAACAGGAUGGUUACUGAGAUUAAGCAAAUAGUAUUCAGCUGGUCAUGUGAUUCUAACAUGGCAGCCCCCAUGUGUGGACCCUCUCCAUGUAGAAUAAAACAGCUUUUAUAAGGUUACUGAUAUGACUGAAGUCUUCAUUUUAAUGUGAGUGCUCAUGAUUUCCUACAUAUAUUGCAAAAAUACAUUUCAUGUCUUUAGGAGUUAAACUUUUUUAAUGAGGAAAAAUUUACUGAGUGCACCUUUAACACUGUUUCAAAGCUUGUCAUUCUCCCAGCAUUUUUUCCAGGUGGAGAAAACGGAUCAUUCAAAAAUAUCUCCCCUUGAAACUUAUCAUGUUUGAUAGUGUAUUGCUAAAAAAAAUAAUGGUUGUAAAUUUAAAGUUACCUCUUUUAUUGGAGUAUUUCGUGGCAAUACCUGAUUUAUUCUUAAAAUGACCUUAAAUCUGAAGACACUGGAUUUUUUCCUUGACAUGUCAGUCAGCAUGAGAGCCCUGAGCCUGGCUGGGGACCACUUCAUUUUGUGGACAUGAAGAAACUGGGAAAAGUUAUUAAAGUGCAUCACUAGUGACUGGCAUGCAUGAUGUUUCUAGAAAGUGGACCAAGAGCACUCUGGGAUUUUAAGAUUUGAUCUGUGAGGACAUGCUGUGAUCUAUGAGAUCCAGAAAGUAGCCUUCCUCACACCACCAGCUGUGCUGUCAACAUUCAAGACCUCUUCUAGAAGCAGGUUUUUCCAAUGCUGUUCAGAAUAUAAGGGAUGCUGUCAUGUGCACUUACUCCUAUCCAGUGUGGGAAGACUUCAUUGCAAAGGCCACAAAACUACACUCUCAGCUAAGAACUACAGUUUUGGCAGCUUCGGCUUUCCUUGAUGCCUUUCAGAAGGUGGCAGACAUGGCAACCAACACGAAAGGUGCCACCAGGGAUAUCGGCUCCGCUUUGACCCGGAUGUGCAUGCGACACCGCAGCAUCGAGGCCAAACUGCGCCACUUCACCAAUGCUCUUAUGGAAAAAAUGAUCGGCCCACUCCAAGACAAGAUAGAAGAGUGGAAGAAAACCACUGCCCUGCUAGAUAAAGACCACGCCAAAGAGUACAAGCGCUCUAGGCAGGAGAUCAAGAAGAAAUCAUCUGAUACUUUAAAGCUCCAGAAGAAAGCUAGAAAAGGUCGAGGAGGUCUGCAGCCUCAGCUAAAUAGUGCCAUGCAGGAUGUAAGUGACAUGUACCUGUUGAUGGAAGAGACUGAAAAGCAGGCGGUGCGCCGAGCCCUCCUGGAGGAAAGGGGGCGCUUCUGCAACUUCAUCAACUUCCUGCAGCCUGUUGUGAACGGUGAGAUUGCCAUGCUGGGAGAGGCCACACAUCUCCAGGCCAUUAUUGAUGACCUCACUGUAUUGACCACUGACCCACAUAAACUACCAGAGGCCAGUGAACAGGCCAUAUUGGAUCUUAAGGGUUCUGACUACAACUGGUCAUACCAGACUCCACCAUCUUCUCCCAGUAGUAUCGGCUCCAGAAAGAGCAACCUUUGCAGUCUGGUGCAUCUGCCACCAGGUGGCACCCAUCGCCUGAGCAGCGUCUCCUCUCAUGAUUCAGGAUUUGUCUCUCAGGAUGUGCACUCCAAACCUCCCUCCCCUAUGCCGUCUGACAUCACAAGCCAGAAGUCAUCCAGUUCUGCAUCCUCAGAGGCUUCAGAAACCUGUCAGUCAGUUAGUGAGUGUGGCUCUCCCACAGUAUUUGGUUCAUCCUUUGCUACCUUUCGCCCUGCUCACUGUUUUAAUGACUCCAUCAGGCCUCACUCUUACAUACUUCCUGCGUCCCCUUCUUAUAACCAAUCCCCAGGAUCAAACUCCCCUUCACCCAUAUCAAAGGUUCCUUACUGGAAGCAGGACUGGUCAAAGGCAGGUCACUAUGAGCAAACAGUUGCUGCCCAGCAACGCAGGACUGAGGCUGUAGAGCCCUCUGGUGGCAUGGGAGGGAAUGGAAUGAUUCACCCUGAGGAUCCUUACAGGGUCAGAAUGAGUUCUAAAGACAUCACUGCCAAGCAUGGUAAGCCGAUGUCAUCUGCUGCUAGUGAGCUGGCCAUGGUUCUGACUCGUGGGCUGAGUAUAGAACAGCAGCAGAAGAGCAGCUGUGACUCUCUGCAGUACUCCAGUGGAUACAGUACACAGAACACUACUCCAUCCUGUUCAGAGGACACUAUCCCCUCACAGGGAUCUGAAUAUGAUUGUUACUCUAUGAAUGGGGAUCCUGAUAAUGACUCUCAGACAGACUUUGACAAGUCCUGCACCGUCCCUCGCCAUAGCAACUUGGCUCAGAACUACAGACGUAUGAUCCAGUCCAAGAGACCUGCCAGCACUGCUGGGCUGCAUGGAGGAUUGAGUGCCCAGGGUGCCCCCACAACCAAUGGAAAAGGAGGAAGUGGUGUCAUAUCUUCAGGAACAGCCACCAUUCGCAGAACCCCUUCUUCUAAAACAAAUGUGAGACGCACCCCCUCCAGUGGUGGUCCGAUUCCAAUUCGACCACCUAUCAUCCCUGUAAAGACCCCCACUGUCCCAGACUCACCCAGAUUUCCCAGCCCUCCCCCGGAGCACAAUGGAAGUGAAGAAAGCCUGUACAAUGACGACUCGCUGGACAUUCUGGAGUACAAGGCCUCUCCCAAGCGAAUGAGCCUGUCUAACCCAGCUUGGGGUGCUGGAGGUGGGCAAGAGAGGAGCAUGUAUGGCCAGCGACCUGGAGCUAUGGGCUUCAGCUCUGAAGAAGACCGGAUACUUGCUGCCAACCGCCACAGUCUGGUGGAGAAGAUUGGAGAGCUGGUUGCUAAUGCUAAUGCUCUUGGUGAAGGCCAGUUCCCAAUCCCCACAGACCUCCAGCCCAGCCAGGACAACCAGCAGGAUCAAAGGCAUGACCAGGAUGGAGGAGACAUGCUGAAGACCAUCCGCAGGGGGGUGCGUCUCAGGAAAGCAGUCUGCAAUGACAGAUCAGCCCCCAGGAUCAUGCGACAGUUCAAUACUGCUCAUACUACAAGGUUUAUUCCUACAGACUCUGGAAAUAAAGAGUAGCGCUAUAUAAAGUCAAAACAUGACAACAUGGUGAUUGUUUUUUUUUAUUUUAUUUUUAUUUUUUUUAUUAUUCAGUGUUAAAAUCUGGCGUCUAACCCCUGAAAAGCCAAUAUCAAUGUUACAUGUUUAGUGUAUAUGGACACCCAUCUGGACUAUUAUUGUUGUAGGUAUAUUCAACAGAAUUGGAGUGAUAUCUUGACGGGCAUAUUAUGACCUGAAGGAUGAGAAUGUAAUGUUUUAAAAAGUGUAUUAACAUGCUAGUUACGCCAGUUGUUCCUUUUUGGAGUCGCAAUUUGUAAUGGCUAUGUUCUUCUUCAUGUUACUUCUAUGUAACUGCUAUGUUAAGAGGUUCUUGAGAAAUUUCUCUUACUGUUGUAAAGAGCCAAAGUCUUGUCCACAACUGAAUAGCUGUUGGGAAAAGCACAAAACGGCAUAUACCGCAGCUAAGACUCAGAUGGACCACAUAAUCAAAUCAUCGCACAUGCUGUAAACUGCCAAAUAAAGCACAUCAGUUGUACUAGA
This is a messenger RNA of Myxocyprinus asiaticus (Chinese sucker), 5201 nucleotides long. Its product is annotated as protein MTSS 2-like. Gene Ontology annotation, biological process: plasma membrane organization; cell projection assembly. Gene Ontology annotation, cellular component: cytoplasmic side of plasma membrane; actin cytoskeleton. Gene Ontology annotation, molecular function: phospholipid binding; actin binding. The record is from RefSeq and is a predicted model, not a curated record. Lineage: Eukaryota; Metazoa; Chordata; Actinopteri; Cypriniformes; Catostomidae. The transcript has 17 exons. The coding region runs from base 2391 to 4679 and encodes 762 amino acids.